AUGACGGUGACCUGGACAGAGGUCAUAGCUGUGGGGAUGGAGAGAACUGGACAGACCCCCUGUGCAGGCCUGCAGGUGGAGUCCACAGGCCUGCUGCCGGACCGGAAGAGGUCCGUUCCCCGAAGGAGAGGGGGAGAGGGUGUCGUCGUACAGGACAUCCCCCCUCCCCCCGCCCCUGGGUGGUUCCGCGCCCCACGCCACCUUCAGGGCCCGCGCUGCCGGCCGCCGCGCUUUGGGAGUAGCCGGGGGGCUUCGGGCCGGACCGCGCGUCCGCGAACGCUCAGUGGCGCCCGGCCCCGGCGCCGACGAGCCCCCGGCGCGGAGCUGCACGCGCGGACUGUGCUCACGGUGCCUGGGCCUGGCGCGGUGCUCUGUUUCCCGGCCCCUGGCGGCGGCGGUGCCACGCUGCACUCUGCGCUCGUGGCCCUGACCACGUUCCCUGCCUGCAGCUGCCCGCCGCACCCCGGGCCCCGCUGCCCACACCACCCUGUCUGCCUGCCGCCCGGCGGCUCGGCCCGCCUGCGCCUGCUCUGUGCCCUGCGGCGCGCGGCCGGCACCAUCUGGGUGGAGCUGGCGCUGGAGGGGGCCGUGGGGACACCCUCCCCGUCGCUGUCGCCGUCGCCGCCAAGCCUCCCCCAGGCCGGGGCGGGGGCGGCGCGGCGGGCCCGGCGGGGCGCUGGCGGCAGCACGACCCCGCAGUUCCCGCUGCCCAGCUACCAGGUGUCGGUGCCCGAGAACGAGCCGGCGGGCACCGCGGUCAUCGAGCUGCGCGCGCACGACCCCGACGAGGGCGAGGCGGGGCGCCUGAGCUACCAGAUGGAGGCGCUGUUCGACGAGCGCUCCAAUGGCUACUUCCUCAUCGACACCGACACGGGCGCGGUGAGCACGGCCCGCGCUCUGGACCGCGAAACCAAGGACACGCACGUGCUCAAAGUGAGCGCCGUGGACCACGGCUCGCCACGGCGCUCAGCUGCCACCUACCUCACUGUCACAGUCAGCGACACCAACGACCACAGUCCGGUCUUCGAGCAGUCCGAGUACCGCGAGCGCGUGCGUGAGAACCUUGAGGUGGGCUACGAGGUGCUGACCAUCCGUGCCACCGACGGCGACGCGCCCUCCAACGCCAACAUGCGCUACCGCCUGCUGGAGGGCGCGGGCGGCGUCUUCGAGAUCGACGCGCGCUCGGGCGUGGUGCGCACGCGGGCAGCGGUGGACCGGGAGGAGGCGGCCUCAUACCAGCUGCUGGUGGAGGCCAACGACCAGGGCCGCAACCCGGGCCCGCUCAGCGCCACGGCCACAGUGCACAUCGUGGUGGAGGACGAGAAUGACAACUACCCCCAGUUCAGCGAGAAGCGCUAUGUGGUCCAGGUGCCCGAGGACGUGGCGGUCAACACGCCUGUGCUGCGCGUGCAGGCCACGGAUCGAGACCAGGGCCAGAACGCAGCCAUCCACUACAGCAUCGUCAGCGGGAACCUGAAGGGGCAGUUCUACCUGCACUCGCUGAGCGGGAGCCUGGAUGUGAUCAACCCGCUGGACUUCGAGACCAUUCGGGAGUACACGCUGCGCAUCAAGGCGCAGGACGGGGGCCGGCCUCCGCUCAUCAAUUCCUCGGGGCUGGUCUCGGUGCAGGUGCUGGACGUCAAUGACAAUGCCCCCAUCUUUGUGAGCAGCCCCUUCCAGGCGGCCGUGCUGGAGAACGUGCCUCUGGGCCACUCCGUUCUGCACAUCCAGGCGGUGGACGCCGAUGCAGGUGAGAACGCGCGUCUGCGCUAUCGCCUGGUGGACACGGCCUCGGCCUCCGUGGGGGGCGGCGGUGCUGGGCCCCAGGACCCUGCCUCGGCCUCGGCCUUCCCGUUCCAGAUCCACAACAGCUCUGGCUGGAUCACGGUGUGCGCCGAGCUGGACCGCGAGGAGGUGGAGCAUUACAGCUUCGGGGUGGAGGCGGUGGACCACGGCUCGCCGCCCAUGAGCUCCUCGGCCAGCGUGUCCAUCACGGUGCUGGACGUAAACGACAACGACCCCAUGUUCACGCAGCCCGUGUACGAGCUUCGUCUGAACGAGGACGCGGCCGUGGGGAGCAGCGUGCUGACCCUGCGGGCGCGCGACCGGGACGCCAACAGCGUGAUCACCUACCAGCUCACCGGCGGCAACACCCGGAACCGCUUCGCCCUCAGCAGCCAGAGCGGCGGCGGCCUCAUCACCCUGGCGCUGCCGCUGGACUACAAGCAGGAGCGGCAGUACGUGCUGGCGGUGACCGCGUCCGACGGCACGCGCUCGCACACCGCACAGGUCUUCAUCAAUGUCACCGAUGCCAACACGCACCGGCCGGUCUUCCAGAGCUCCCACUAUACGGUGAGCGUCAGCGAAGACCGGCCCGUGGGCACCUCCAUUGCCACCAUCAGCGCCACCGACGAGGACACGGGCGAGAACGCACGCAUCACCUACGUGCUGGAGGACCCCGUGCCGCAGUUCCGCAUCGACCCGGACACCGGCACCAUCUACACCAUGACUGAGCUGGACUAUGAGGACCAGGCUGCCUACACACUGGGCAUCACAGCUCGGGACAAUGGCAUCCCUCAGAAGUCCGACACCACCUCCCUGGAGAUUCUUAUCCUCGAUGCCAAUGACAACGCGCCCCGGUUUCUGCGGGAUUUCUACCAGGGUUCGGUCUUUGAGGAUGCUCCCCCGUCAACCAGUGUUCUCCAGGUCUCUGCCACUGAUCGGGACUCGGGCCCCAACGGCCGCCUGCUGUACACCUUCCAGGGAGGGGACGAUGGCGAUGGGGACUUCUACAUCGAGCCCACGUCUGGCGUCAUCCGCACCCAGCGCCGGCUGGACCGAGAGAACGUGGCUGUGUACAACCUUCGGGCUCUGGCUGUGGAUCGGGGCAGCCCAGCACCCCUUAGUGCCUCAGUGGAAAUCCAGGUGACAGUCUUGGACAUUAAUGACAACCCCCCAGUGUUUGAGAGGGACGAGCUGGAGCUGUUUGUGGAGGAGAACAGCCCGGUGGGGUCCGUGGUGGCAAGGAUUCGUGCCAAUGACCCCGACGAAGGCCCCAAUGCCCAGAUCAUGUAUCAGAUCGUGGAAGGCAAUGUGCCCGAGGUCUUCCAGCUGGACCUGCUGAGCGGGGACCUGCGUGCCCUGGUGGAGCUGGACUUUGAGGUCCGGCGGGAGUAUGUGCUGGUGGUGCAGGCCACGUCGGCCCCGCUGGUGAGCCGGGCCACGGUGCACAUCCGCCUCCUGGACCAGAACGACAACCCGCCAGUGCUGCCAGACUUCCAGAUCCUCUUCAACAACUAUGUCACCAAUAAGUCCAACAGCUUCCCCACCGGGGUGAUUGGCCGCAUCCCGGCCCACGACCCUGACCUCUCCGACAGCCUCAACUACACCUUCCUGCAGGGCAACGAGCUGCAGCUGCUGCUGUUGGACCCUGCUACGGGCGAGCUGCAGCUCAGCCGUGACCUUGACAACAACCGGCCGCUGGAGGCGCUCAUGGAGGUGUCUGUUUCUGACGGCAUCCACAGCGUGGCGGCGCUCUGCACCCUGCGGGUCACUAUCAUCACGGACGACAUGUUGACCAACAGCAUCACCGUCCGCCUGGAGAACAUGUCGCAGGAGAAGUUCCUCUCUCCGCUGCUGUCCCUCUUCGUGGAAGGCGUGGCCACAGUGCUGUCCACCACCAAGGACGACGUCUUCGUCUUCAACAUCCAGAACGACACGGACGUCAGCUCCAACAUCCUGAACGUGACCUUCUCGGCCUUGCUCCCCGGCGGUGUCCGCGACAAGUUCUUCCCCUCAGAGGACCUGCAGGAGCAGAUCUACCUGAACCGGACGCUGCUGACGGCCGUGUCCACCCAGCGCGUGCUGCCCUUCGACGACAACAUCUGCCUGCGGGAGCCCUGCGAGAACUACAUGAAGUGCGUGUCGGUGCUCAAGUUCGACAGCUCAGCGCCCUUCAUCAGCUCCACCACCGUGCUCUUCCGGCCCAUCCACCCCAUCAACGGCCUGCGGUGCCGCUGCCCGCCGGGCUUCACGGGCGACUACUGCGAGACCGAGAUCGACCUGUGCUACUCCAGCCCCUGCGGCGCCAACGGCCGGUGCCGCAGCCGCGAGGGCGGCUACACCUGCGAGUGUCAGGAGGACUUCACCGGGGAGCACUGCGAGGUGAACGCACGCUCGGGCCGCUGUGCCAACGGAGUGUGCAGAAACGGGGGCACCUGCGUGAACCUGCUGGUUGGUGGCUUCCACUGCGUGUGUCCUCCCGGCGAGUUCGAGAGGCCCUACUGCGAGGUGACCACCAGGAGCUUCCCGCCCCAGUCCUUCGUCACCUUCCGGGGCCUGAGACAGCGCUUCCACUUCACCAUCUCCCUCACGUUUGCCACCCAGGAGAGGAACGCCCUGCUGCUCUAUAACGGCCGCUUCAACGAGAAGCAUGACUUCAUUGCCCUGGAGAUCGUUGACGAGCAGGUGCAGCUCACCUUCUCGGCAGGUGAGACCACGACAAUGGUGGCCCCACAGGUCCCCGGGGGUGUGAGUGACGGGCGGUGGCACUCGGUGCAGGUGCAGUAUUACAACAAGCCCAACAUCGGCCGCCUGGGCCUGCCCCACGGGCCGUCCGGAGAGAAGGUGGCCGUGGUGACUGUGGACGACUGUGACACGGCUGUGGCCGUGCGCUUUGGCGGCUUCAUCGGGAACUACAGCUGUGCUGCCCAGGGCACUCAGAGCGGCUCUAAGAAGUCCCUGGAUCUGACAGGCCCUCUGCUCCUGGGGGGCGUCCCCAACCUGCCUGAAGACUUCCCAGUGCACAACCGGCAGUUCGUGGGCUGCAUGCGGAACCUGUCCAUCGAUGGCAGGAACGUGGACAUGGCCGCCUUCAUCGCCAACAAUGGCACCAGGGCAGGCUGUGCCGCUCAGAGGAACUUCUGUGACGGGAUCUGGUGUCAGAACGGGGGCACCUGUGUCAGCAGGUGGAAUACCUAUCUCUGCGAGUGCCCACUCCGGUUCGGCGGGAAGAACUGCGAGCAAGUCAUGCCUCACCCCCAGCGCUUCAGCGGGGAGAGCGUCGUGUCCUGGAGCGACUUGGACAUCACCAUCUCUGUGCCCUGGUACCUGGGCCUCAUGUUCCGGACCAGGAAGGAGGACGGCGUGCUGAUGGAGGCCACAGCAGGCGUGUCAUCCAGGCUCCAUCUCCAGAUCCUGAACAACUACGUUCAGUUUGAGGUGUCCCAUGGCCCCUCGGACGUGGCAUCCAUGAAGCUGUCCAGGUCACGUGUGACUGAUGGGGAGUGGCACCACCUGCUGAUAGAAUUGAAGAGCGCCAAGGAGGGCAAAGACAUCAAGUACCUGGCGGUCAUGACCUUGGACUAUGGGAUGGACCAGGACACGGUGCAGAUUGGGAACCAGCUUCCGGGGUUGAAGAUGAGAAGCAUCAUCGUGGGGGGCGUUUCUGAAGAUAAGGUCUCCGUGCGCCGCGGUUUCCGGGGCUGCAUGCAGGGAGUGAGGAUGGGGGAGACGUCCACCAACAUCGCCACGCUGAACAUGAACGACGCCCUCAAGGUCAGGGUGGAGGACGGCUGUGACGUGGAGGACCCGUGCGCCUCCAGCCCCUGCCCUCAGCACAGCCACUGCCGCAACGCCUGGGACGGCUACUCCUGCGUCUGCGACAAAGGGUACUUUGGAAGGAGGUGUGUGGACGUGUGUCACCUGAACCCCUGCGAGCACGUCGCGGCCUGCGUGCGCAACCCCGGCUCUCCGCGGGGCUACGUGUGUGAGUGCGGGCCCAGCCACUACGGGCAGUACUGUGAGAACAAGAUCGACCUUCCGUGCCCCAAAGGCUGGUGGGGGAACCCUGUGUGCGGACCUUGCCACUGUGCUGUGGGCAAAGGCUUCGACCCCGACUGCAACAAGACCAAUGGGCAGUGCCAGUGCAAGGAGAAUUACUACAGGCCCCCGGACCAGGAUGUCUGCCUGCCGUGUGACUGCUUCCCGCACGGCUCCCACAGCCGCACCUGUGACACCGACACUGGGCAGUGCGCCUGCAAGCCCGGCGUCAUUGGCCGCCAGUGCAACCGCUGCGACAACCCUUUUGCUGAGGUCACCAUGCUUGGCUGUGAAGUGAUCUACAACGGAUGUCCCAGGGCAUUUGAGGCCGGCAUCUGGUGGCCACAGACCAAGUUCGGGCAGCCGGCUGCAGUGCCAUGCCCCAAGGGAUCUGUGGGGAACGCGGUCCGACACUGCAGCGGGGAGAAGGGCUGGCUGCCCCCCGAGCUCUUUAACUGCACCACCGUCUCCUUCGUGGAGCUCAAAGCCGUGAACGAGAAGCUGAGCCAUAACGAGACGCGGAUGGACGGCGACAGGUCCCUGCGGCUGGCCAGGGCGCUGCGGAACGCCACGCGGCACGCGGGCGCGCUGUUCGGCAACGACGUGCGCACGGCCUACCAGCUGCUGGGCCGCAUCCUGCAGCACGAGAGCGGCCAGCAGGGCUUCGACCUGGCGGCCACGCGGGACGCCGACUUCCACGAGGACGUCGUCCGCACGGGCAGCGCCCUCCUGGCUCCGGGCACCAGGGCCGCGUGGGAGCAGAUCCAGCGGAACGAGGGUGGCGCCGCGCAGCUGCUGAGGCGCUUCGAGGCCUACUUCAGCAACGUGGCGCGCAACGUGCGGCGGACCUACCUGAGGCCCUUCGUCAUCGUCACCGCCAACAUGAUUCUUGCUGUCGACGUCUUCGACACGUUUAACUUCACGGGCGCCAGGGUGCCGCGGUUCCAGGACAUUCGUGAGGAGUUCCCAAAAGAGCUGGAGUCCUCCGUUGUCUUCUCUGCUGACUUCUUCAAACCACCCGAGAGAAAAGAGGGCCCCACGGUGAGGCCGGCAGGUCGCAAGGCCGCCCCGCAGAUGGCACGCCCUGAGCCCGGCGCCGAGAGGGAGGCCCCAUUCAGGAGGCGGAAGAGGCACCCCCAGGAGCCCGGCCAGUUCGCCGUCGUCCUGGUCAUCAUCUAUCGGACCCUGGGGCAGCUCCUGCCCGAGCACUAUGACCCCGACCGCCGCAGCCUCCGGCUGCCUAACCGGCCCGUCAUUAACACCCCGGUGGUGAGCGCGGUGGUGUACAGCGAGGGGGCGCCGCUCCCCAGCCCCCCAGAGAGGCCCGUCCUGGUGGAGUACACCCUGCUGGAGACCGAGGAGCGCACCAAGCCCGUCUGUGUGUUCUGGAACCACUCCAUCACCCCCAGUGGGACUGGAGGGUGGUCAGCCAAGGGCUGUGAGCUGCUGUCCCGGAACCGGACCCACGUUGCCUGCCAGUGCAGCCACGCCACCAGCUGUGCCGUGCUCAUGGACGUCUCCAGACGCGAGCAUGGAGAGGUCCUGCCCCUGAAGAUCAUCACCUACGCUGCCGUGUCCUUGUCACUGGCUGCCCUGCUGGUGGCCUUCGUCCUCCUGGCACUGGUGCGGACGCUGCAUUCCAACCUGCACAGCAUCCACAAAAACCUCACGGGGGCGCUCUUCUUCUCCCAGCUGGUCUUCGUCAUCGGGAUCACACAGACGGAAAACCCGUUUCUGUGCACGGUGAUUGCCAUCCUCCUGCACUACGUCUACAUGAGCACCUUCGCCUGGGCCUUCGUGGAGAGCCUGCACGUCUACCGCGUGCUGACCGAGGUGCGCAACAUCGACGCGGGGCCCAUGAGGUUCUACUACGUCGUGGGCUGGGGCAUUCCAGCCAUUGUCACAGGACUCGCGGUGGGCCUGGACCCCCAGGGCUAUGGAAACCCGGACUUCUGCUGGCUGUCCCUUCGAGACACCCUGAUCUGGAGCUUUGCCGGGCCCAUCGGAACGGUUAUAAUUGUCAACACAGUCAUUUUUGUCCUGUCUGCAAAGGUUUCCUGCCAAAGAAAGCACCAUUAUUAUGAAAGAAAAGGGAUUGUCUCCCUGCUGAGGACUGCCUUCCUCCUGCUGCUGCUCAUCAGCGCCACCUGGCUGCUGGGGCUGCUGGCUGUGAACAGCGACGUGCUGACCUUCCACUACCUCUUCGCCAUCUUCAGCUGCUUACAGGGCCUUUUCGUCCUCUUGUUCUACUGCGUGCUCAACAGGGAUGUCCGGAAGCACCUGAAGGGGGUACUCGCCGGCAAGAAGCCGCACCCGGACGACUCGACCACCACGAGGGCCACCCUGCUGACGCGCUCCCUCAACUGCAACAACACCUACAACGAGGAGCCCAACAUGUUCCGCACGGCCCUGGGCGAGUCCACCGCCUCGCUGGACAGCACCCUCAGGGACGAAGGGGGCCAGAAGCUCAGCGUGUCCUCUGGGCUGGUGCGGGGCGGCCCGGGUGAGCCAGAUCCGUCCUUCAUCCCCAGGAGCAGCAAGAAGCCCCACGGCCACGAUUCGGACUCGGAUAGUGAGCUGUCCCUGGACGAGCAGAGCAGCUCUUACGCCUCCUCACACUCUUCAGACAGCGAGGACGAAGACAAGCGGGACCCGACCCGGGGCCCUGUCCACAGCACCCCCAAAGUGGACGCUGCGGCCGACCACAUCCCUGCCGGCUGGCCCGACGACAGCCUGGCUGGGAGCGACAGUGAGGAGCCGGGAGAGAAGCCGCGUCUGAAGGUGGAGACCAAGGUCAGCGUGGAGCUGCACCUGGACGCGCAGGGCAACCACUGCGAGAAGCCUGCGCUCCCCACCCAGCCCCCAGAGCAGAUAAAAGGCAUCUUGAAAAACAAAGUCACUUACCCGCCGCCGCUGACGGAGAAGACCCUGAAGUCCCGGCUCCGGGAGAAGCUAGCCGAGUGUGAGCAGAGCCCUGCGUCGUCGCGGUCAUCCUCCCUGGGCUCCAGCGACGGGGUCCGCGGCCCCGACGGCGCCAUCACCGUCAAGACCCCGCGCCGGGAGCCGGGGCGCGAGCACCUCAACGGGGUGGCCAUGAACGUGCGCGCCGGGAGCGCCCAGGCGCACGGCUCCGACUCCGAAGGCAGUAACGAAACUUCAAUUUGAACUAUCAGGAAACUGUGAGAUAAGCCGGUCAUCUCCACCCAGGCCUCUGUGCCGUCUCAUCGUGCCCUUGGAGCCCGAGGGGCCACUGCCCGUCCAGUGAAGCAGGCCCUGGUGGUAGGGUCCCUACAGUGGCAGCCCCAUGACUGGUGUGACUGACGGUCCAGACAGGAAGCCCUGUGCUGCCCCCAGGGGCUCAGGGCCCAUCCAACCCCCUGAUAAGUGCCAAAGGUCACAGGCACAAGGAGGCGUGGACUCCCGGGCUGACACAGCUCGAUCCUCAGCCUGCAAACAGA
Ceratotherium simum simum (southern white rhinoceros) is the source of this 9278-nucleotide messenger RNA. It is a transcript of the gene CELSR1, whose product is annotated as cadherin EGF LAG seven-pass G-type receptor 1. Lineage: Eukaryota; Metazoa; Chordata; Mammalia; Perissodactyla; Rhinocerotidae. Gene Ontology annotation, cellular component: plasma membrane. Gene Ontology annotation, molecular function: G protein-coupled receptor activity; calcium ion binding. Gene Ontology annotation, biological process: G protein-coupled receptor signaling pathway; homophilic cell-cell adhesion; cell surface receptor signaling pathway. The record is from RefSeq and is a predicted model, not a curated record.